This is a messenger RNA of Etheostoma cragini (Arkansas darter), 922 nucleotides long. RefSeq lists its product as uncharacterized. Bases 114 to 827 code for a protein of 237 amino acids. Gene Ontology annotation, molecular function: catalytic activity. The record is from RefSeq and is a predicted model, not a curated record. NCBI's taxonomy places the organism in Eukaryota, Metazoa, Chordata, Actinopteri, Perciformes, Percidae. Gene Ontology annotation, biological process: DNA repair. The transcript has 6 exons.
CCGUACGUCAUGACGGAAGCAUCGUGACUACUACAACUCAUUCAGGAGUUUGCUGGAGAUUAUCGGCCUGUUUUUGUGGUUUCUUAAGGUGAUAGUGUGAGCUCUCUACUGCCAUGAGUACUCUGUUUGCCUGUGAGGACCCAGCCACAUGGAGGGGCGUGUAUGGGAAGUACUGGGAUGUAGUGGAAGCCAAAGCCAAAGGCAAAAAAACUGGAAAGCUGCUAAACCUCGACAAGUGGUACCAAGAAGAGCUGCCUACACUCAUUUCCAGUCGACCUGACCAACAUGUCACUCAGUCGGAGUUGGUGAAACUGAUGGAGUGGAAGCUUACUAGAGGGAAGUUCAGGCCGAGGCUGCAGCAGCUGGUGGCUUCCAACAGUGAGGACAUUGUGGAGAAAUGUUCCAGAAAGGCCUUCAGCCUCCUACCUGAUGUGCAGGCAGCUAUCGCACAGCUCAGCUCCCUGAAAGGAGUUGGCCCAGCCACCGCAUCAGCUGUGUUGGCAGCAGGAGCUCCAGAACAGGCUGCAUUCAUGUCAGAUGAAGCCAUGGAGAGUGUUCCAGGACUAAAGCCCAUCCAGUACACAGCCAAGCACUACACUCUCUACCUGGGCAAAAUGAUCGAGUGCACGGAAAAACUAAACAAAGUGGAUCCCAAGCAGGACUGGACGCCCCACAGGCUGGAGCUGUGUUUGUGGGCGCUGACGACAGCCAAACAGCAGCAGCUCCCGUUUCUAAAGGAUGCUGAUGUGAAAGCCAGCAGUGUGGCGGAGGAGUGCUCAGAUGCCGACACUAACCAGAGACCAGCAAAGAAGCUCAAAACAAGAUAAAGAUUAUUGCACAGUGUUUUUUCCGUUAAACUGGUUUUAAUAUUUGUCUGAUUUUUUUGUAUUUUCCAGAAUAAUAAAGCCUUUAUAUGAAAGAG